Messenger RNA from Rhodamnia argentea, 911 nucleotides. RefSeq names its product eukaryotic translation initiation factor 4E-2-like. Gene Ontology annotation, cellular component: eukaryotic translation initiation factor 4F complex; cytoplasm. Gene Ontology annotation, biological process: translational initiation. Gene Ontology annotation, molecular function: RNA 7-methylguanosine cap binding; translation initiation factor activity. The coding region runs from base 81 to 794 and encodes 237 amino acids. NCBI's taxonomy places the organism in Eukaryota, Viridiplantae, Streptophyta, Magnoliopsida, Myrtales, Myrtaceae. The transcript has 5 exons. The record is from RefSeq and is a predicted model, not a curated record.
UCAACCGUUUGGAAAGAGCGCGAGAAACCGAGGGAAAGAGUUUUUCUUUGCGGAGGAAAGCGAGAAACGGCGGGGGAAAAAUGCUGAUCGGAGAGGCCGCGAGGUCUCCGCCGGCGCACGAGGAUCGCCCUCCGAUCGCGGGCUACGGUCCUCGUCGAUUCUUGCGCGGCGAUCGCUCGGAACGAGCCGAGCGGGAGAUGGCGCGCCACGAGAGGGAUCCGCCGAAGCGAGUGCUGAGUGAGGGGUUGACGACGAGCCGGCCUCAUCCGCUCGAGCGUUCUUGGACUUUCUGGUUCGAUAGUCCCACCGCGAAGUCGAGUCAAGCUGCCUGGGGAAGCUUGAUACGCCCGAUCUACACUUGCGCCACCAUUGAAGAGUUCUGGAGUGUUUACAACAACCUGCAUCGCCCAAGUAAGUUGGUGGUAGGAGCUGACCUCCACUGCUUCAAGAAUGAAGUGGAGCCGAAGUGGGAAGAUCCUGUCUGUGCAGACGGAGGGAAGUGGACUGUAACUUUCUCCAGAGGGAAUUCAGAUACGUCCUGGCUAUACACGUUGCUAGCAAUGGUUGGUGAACAGUUUAACCAUGGAGAGGAGAUUUGCGGAGCAGUUGUCAGCGUCAGAGCUAGGCAAGAAAAGAUAGCUCUUUGGACUAGAAAUGCUUCAGACGAAGCUGCUCAGAUGAGCAUUGGGAGGCAGUGGAAGGAGUUCACCGACUACAGCCAGAGCACGGGGUUCAUGUUUCACGAGGAUGCCAAGAAGUUUGACAGAGCUGCCAAGGAUCGCUACACGGUAUGAACAGGGGCACCAUCAUGGCAUCAUGCGUUGCACAAAAUGCCUGUUUUUUUAUGCAACUUCAGCAUGUGAUGCCUUCGCUGAUCAUCUGUACAGUGCUGAUGAUACGGGUUAGAGGUU